Molecule: messenger RNA, 1026 nt
Organism: Cuscuta campestris
Lineage: Eukaryota; Viridiplantae; Streptophyta; Magnoliopsida; Solanales; Convolvulaceae
Source: the annotation of a GenBank genome assembly
CUUUCCCAAACAGACCCGGAGUGGGUGGCGUCUACGCGUCAGCCUUCUCAUCAUACGACGCCGCAUCUUUCUUCUUUCACCCUUCUUUAAUUUUAAACGUCCUCUCGGAUGGAUAUAUUCUCUCCAAAUAAUUGCCUUCGUCCUCCUUUACAUCAAUUUUCUCCCAUGAAAUAAAAAAUAAUCGCUCUCCCAAAAAUCUCCGCUGUAAUCGACCCACCGUCGCCGACUACAAUGGCAGCUCCGGAAGAGAGCAACUUCAACUGGCUCGUCGAUCUGGAAUUGGAAGGAAUUUCUCUUCCCGGCGGCGGCAGCGGCAGCGGCAGCGGCGGCGACAUGUUUCCUCCGAUUGAACCGGCGUUUCAAUGGCCUUCCAAUGCGUUUUCCGUUCCAACUUCCCUCAGCAAUGGACAAGAUGUGUCGGACGAAAAUUCUAAUAUUGUAAAGCAAUGCAACUCCAAAAAGAGGGUAAGAUCAGAGGCGUGCAACACAACUGAGUCCAAAGCACAUAGGGAGAAAAUGCGAAGGGAUAGGCUGAAUGACCGAUUCCAAGAAUUAAGUUCUGUCAUUGACCCCGGCAAGCCACCAAAAAUGGAUAAGUCAGCCAUACUGAGUGAUGCUGUUAAAGUGGUAAAUCAGCUGAGGGAUGAAGCUAAGAAGCUGAAAGUUUCGUUUCAGGAUUUACAAGAGAAGGUCAAUGAAUUAAAGGCCGAGAAAAACGAACUCAGAGAAGAGAAGCAAAAGCUAAAGGCAGAGAAAGAGAAACUUGAGUUGCAGCUAAAAGCUAUAAGCUCUCAACCUGCAGGCUUCUUAGCUCCUCAUCAUCCUGCAUCUGUUCUUGGCAGUAAGAUGAUCCCUUUUGCUGGCUAUCCUGCUGGGAUGAUUCCCAUGUGGCAAUUUGUACCAUCGGAAGAUCACUCUCUCCGCUCCCCGAUGGCUUAAAUUUUAGUGGUAAGUAGUUUAGAGAAGUCCUAAAGUUAAGGAAAUGACCGGCUAGAGAAGCCGAAGCAAUCAAGAAGCAUUGUUUGU